AUGGCUGUCUCCGCUCAGAGAAAUAUACCCGCUAUCCUGGUUACCGAGGGUCUGGUUACCACCAUUGGCAACGCCUUUGGGGGUACUGUUGCUGUCGCCAUGUGGAUUGGUAUUUUCUUUGUCAAACUGCUAGCACACCUCCCUACAUCCACUCCGGCAGACUUUACAAGCACUUAUGGCUCCCUUUUCGUUCAACAGUUCUACGCUAGGGAACAACAACCCGUGAUGCUAUCGACCAUUUUCUCAUUGCUGCCAUCUUCAUCUCUGUCGGCUCGUCGUCAUUUCAAAGCUACCUUAGAAAAGAUCUACCCGGUGACCGUGGCAUUGACCAGACCUAAGUGCCGUCACGGCUACGGACCUCGCACCACCACAGCAAAAGCCUCCACUGCGCCACUGAACACGCCUCGGUCUCAGGCACCACAAACGCUUGUUCUCACUAUUUCUACAGUCAAACCUCUUUGUAAUAAUUCUCGCAAGCGUCCUAUUCCACUAUAG
Penicillium arizonense is the source of this 495-nucleotide messenger RNA. RefSeq lists its product as uncharacterized. Bases 1 to 495 code for a protein of 164 amino acids. The record is from RefSeq and is a predicted model, not a curated record. The transcript has 2 exons. NCBI's taxonomy places the organism in Eukaryota, Fungi, Ascomycota, Eurotiomycetes, Eurotiales, Aspergillaceae.